GCGGGCGCCGCCGGGAUCCCGGAGGAGCAGGGGCUGUCGGCGGCGGACGAGUCGCUGGAGGAGAAGCUGCGCAGCCUCACCUUCAGGAAGCAGGUGUCCUACAGGAAAGCAAUCUCCAGGUCAGGCCUCCAGCACUUGGCUCCUGUGCAUACCCUCAACAUUCCAGUCACCAAUGGACCUGUGAAGGAACCAAGAGCGGCCUUAGAGUGGACUGAAAAUGCUGUGAAUGGAGAGCAUCUGUGGCUAGAGACAAAUGUUUCUGGGGACCUCUGCUACCUGGGGGAGGAGAGCUGCCAAGUCAAAUUCUCAAAGUCUGCUCUGAGGAGGAAGUGUGCUGCCUGCAAGAUCGUGGUCCACAACGCCUGCAUGGAGCAGCUAGAGAAGAUUAACUUUCGCUGCAAACCAACUUUCCGAGAAGGAGGUUCCAGAUCUCCAAGAGAAAACUUUGUGCGGCACCACUGGGUGCACCGGCGGAGGCAGGAGGGUAAAUGUAAGCAGUGUGGAAAGGGCUUUCAGCAGAAAUUCUCCUUCCAUAGUAAAGAGAUUGUGGCCAUCAGUUGCUCCUGGUGCAAGCUGGCGUUUCAUAACAAAGUCACCUGUUUCAUGCUACAUCACAUUGAGGAGCCAUGUUCCCUGGGGGCUCAUGCUGCUGUCAUUGUGCCUCCCACCUGGAUCAUUAAGGUGAAGAAACCUCAGGUGGUCUCCAUACCAGGAGACGAGCCUGAUUGGGCAGGAGACUGGAGCCCCGAAGGGGAAAUGGGCGUCUCCUACCCCUUUUGGGAGGGUUGGCAGAACUCCUUAAAGACUUCAACAAGGCGAAAGAAGAGAACGUCCUUUAAAAGAAAAGCCAGCAAAAGAGGAAAUGAUGAUAACAAAGGCCGGCCUUUUGUGAUAAAACCUAUCUCCUCUCCACUCAUGAAGCCACUGCUGGUUUUUGUCAAUCCAAAAAGUGGAGGGAAUCAGGGCACCAAGGUUCUCCAAAUGUUUAUGUGGUAUUUGAAUCCACGCCAGGUCUUUGAUCUCUCUCAGGAAGGGCCGAGAGAUGCGCUGGAGCUGUACAGAAAAGUGCCGAACCUGCGGAUCCUGGCGUGCGGCGGGGAUGGGACGGUGGGCUGGAUCCUGUCCAUCCUCGAUGAGCUGCAACUCAGCCCCCCACCUCCUGUGGCUGUCCUUCCACUUGGCACUGGGAACGACCUUGCCCGCACCCUCAACUGGGGUGGGGGUUACACGGAUGAGCCAGUGUCUAAAAUCCUGUGCCAUGUAGAAGAUGGAACCAUUGUCCAGCUGGACCGUUGGAAUCUCCAGGUUGAGCGCAACCCUGAUUUGCCCCAGGAUGAGCUGGAGGAUGGGGCACGUAAGCUUCCCCUCAAUGUCUUCAAUAAUUACUUCAGUCUUGGAUUUGAUGCACAUGUUACACUGGAGUUCCAUGAAUCCAGAGAAGCAAAUCCAGAGAAAUUCAACAGCCGAUUUAGAAAUAAAAUGUUUUAUGCCGGGGCAGCCUUUACAGACUUUCUGCAAAGAAGCUCAAGAGAUUUAUCCAAGCAUGUUAAAGUUGUGUGUGAUGGUACAGACCUGACUCCAAAGAUCCAGGAGCUGAAGUUCCAGUGUAUAGUGUUUUUAAACAUACCCAGGUAUUGUGCUGGCACGAUGCCCUGGGGGAACCCUGGUGACCACAGAGACUUUGAGCCCCAGCGUCAUGACGAUGGCUACAUCGAAGUCAUCGGCUUCACCAUGGCCUCACUGGCCGCUCUCCAGGUGGGUGGCCACGGGGAGCGGCUGCACCAGUGCCGGGAGGUGACGCUUCUGACGUACAAGUCCAUUCCCAUGCAAGUGGACGGCGAGCCCUGCCGGCUGGCCCCCUCCCUCAUCCGCAUCUCCCUGAGGAACCAGGCCAACAUGGUGCAGAAGAGCAAGAGGAGAACCUCCAUGCCUUUGCUGAAUGAUAUCCAUAAAGUGCAGUCUGCUGACCUGAGGAGAGUCUCGGCUCCCCCUGAUUCCUUCACUGUUCCUCAUUCCAUCCCAGAUCGCCUGCGGAUCAGAGUGAACAGGAUUAAUUUGCAAGAGUACGAGGGGCUACAUUACGACAAGGAAAAGCUCCGGGAAGCUUCCAUUCCCCUAGGGAUCAUAGUUGUACGAGGAGAUUGUGACUUGGAGACUUGUCGUAUGUACAUUGACCGUCUGCAAGAGGACCUACAGUCAGUAACCUCUACUACACAGAGAGUUCAUUACCAGGACCAGGAAAGCUCUUUCCCCAGAGUACUUUCUGUUCAGAGGCUCUCUCCUAGAUGGUGCUUCCUAGAUGCAACUUCUGCUGAUCGUUUUUACCGCAUUGACAGAUCUCAGGAACAUUUGCACUUUGUGACGGAAAUUUCGCAGGACGAGAUUUUUAUCCUGGACCCAGAGAUGGUAAUGUCUCAGCAGGUGGGGACGCCACCAGGAAUGCCUGACCUGGUAGUGGAGCAGGCGACUGGAAUAUCGGAGCGGUGGAACCCCACGGUUCGGAAGAGGAUGCUGAGCGACAGCGGCCUUGGAAAGAUUUCUCCCCACUACGAGGUACCUGACAAACAAAAGGACGCCAGCCAGACACAUAUGCUGCAGUCACCGGUUUCUUCAGAAGAUCAAGCACUUUUACAGGCAGUCAUAUCUGGUGAUCUACUGAAGUUCAUAGAAUGUUGUAAAAAAGGAGCCAAUUUGUUAAUCCAAGGACCUGAUCACUGCUCCUUAUUGCACCACGCUGCCAAGACUGGGAAUGGUGAGAUUGUGAAAUACAUCCUGGAGCAUGGUCCAUCUGAAUUGCUGGACAUGACAGACAGUGAAACGGGGGAGACAGCACUACACAAGGCAGCCUGCCAGCGCCACCGCGCCGUCUGCCAGCUCCUGGUGGAUGCAGGAGCCUCUCUGAGAAAGACAGACUCCAAGGGUAAGACCCCUCGUGACAGGGCUCAGCAAGCUGGUGAUCCAGAUCUGGCCUCCUACCUGGAGAGUCGACAAAACUAUCAAAUGGUUUCCCACGAGGACCUGGAGACAGCAGUCUGACAUCUGAAAAUGUCCCAAAGGAUCCCUGGAAAUCUCGAGACUGCACCUGAGGCACUCGGGCCUCGUGUGAGGAAGAAACUGAUGGAACCCACGUGUCUCUCACUCUUGAGGAAAAUACCUGAGGACAUGCCACCAGUUUCUAAGGGCUACUGAGUCUUGCUGGGAACGUUUAUGUUCCACAAGUUAGCCCAUGAUGGAUGAGGUGGGACGCUCAAAGGUCUGUGGAAUCCAUAGGCCAUGAAAAUUUACCUUUAUUGCUUCCAGCAAGUAGCAUGAACUUCUCCCAUGUUCAUCUGUAUAAUUUAUUAAAAAAAAAAAAAGGAAAAAAAGGAAAGAGUAAAGAGGAUGUGGGGGAACAAAAUCCAAAUGAACUGGUACAUUAAGCCACCCAACCAGGCUGUCCUCCAUCCUUGCAGUUUCCUGCAUUGCUUUUAUUCUCCUAUUCCCCUCACUUCUCAUCAGUUUUUAAAUAUUACCUGUUAUCUCUGUGUUGUCUUCACAAAUGGUCAGGCAGUAGCAAAAUGUUUGAGGAGCUCUGGAUGCCCUUAAGAAAUAUCCAGUGUUUUUACCAGCUACAUUCCCUGCCCUGCCAUCCUCUCAGAAGCUGUGUUGUCAGUACUCAGCCCCCUACAGAGUUUUCUUGCUUUUGGAGGGGAUGCUGCUUAUUGCCUUGUUUCCCAGGGUUUGGGCACAGUCAUACUUACAGCAGUGACAAAACCCAAGCUUAUCAUUGCUGGGCAUGCUGGGUUAUGGUAUCCUCACAAGACAGGCAUUUGUAUGGAAAGGAGCUCUAUGGGAUGUACCAUGCUGAAUAGCAGAGCAGAAAAUCACCAGGAAGAUUUCUCAUAUCACUUUUAUGCCUGUAAUGGCUGACCCAGCUCUUCUCAGGUUUCAGGCCUGCCUAGAAGUUGAUAGCUUCUUCAGUUCUUUACUUCUGAAAAGAUGGGUUUUACACUGGGGAGAGAUUUGUGCAAAGCUGAUGGAAUUCUGAUGGACUCAGUGACAGACCCAGUCCCCUUGGCAGCACAGCCAUGGGGAGGAAGGAGACCGGGAACAUCAGCAGCCAGCCUGGGCUCGCUGCUGCCAACAAACACAUGGGCACUGGCCUGGUCACAAUGGGAAUGGGAAAACCUCCUUUGGCUGAACCUGUAAACUAUCUGAUUGUUCAAGGGAGCCAAGGUUUGGGGAGUCUGUCCCUGGAGAAAGACAAGCAGCAGCUCUUUGCCUUGUUACCCACAAUAGGUUUGAAACAUAAAGCUUGUCUGCUGUAAAGGUCAGCUGUGUCUUCUGUAUUCAUCUGUUCUCUGUCUUAUAACCAUAAAAGAAGAGAAAGCAAACAAAUACACAGGCAUAAAUAAAAUGUUUCAUUGUUGGGUUUCCAAUUGCUACAGAUAUCUCAGUUGAUAAUAUAGCAGAGCUUCCACUUCUACUUUGUCAGACCAGUGCCCAUGAAGAUGCUCAUGGCUGACUUUUGGCAUAACUCUUGCAAUACAUUUUUGAAUUUUGCUUUGUUAUUCUAUUUGAAAGAUCCACAACUGUUUGUUUUCACAUCCCUUGCUAGGGGUACCUCUCUGAUAAAUGAUGAUCAUUGGGGUUACAUACAUUUGGAAACCAUGAAAAUAACUCAGGUCAUUAUCCAGAUAAGUUUUUCUUCUUUGGUAGAAGUGGAGGAAAUCAAAUGAAUGCAAUUUUUUUUUUAAGCACGAGUGAUUGUUGUGGUAGGGAGGGGGGGAGCUGAAUAAUAUAUUUUAAUUUUUUUUCCUGUUUUCAGAAGUUCAUUUGAUAUGGGCAAAAUAUUUCUUUAGUAUUUCUUCCUCUGGAAGGAAACUAUAUAUAUUUGUAAUCUAUAGAUCAAUGGCGACAUGAAAUGUAUUUUGUCUUAUUUUCUGUCUUUACCUUUCUCAUUUAAAAAAUAAAAUAUGAAAGCCAAAUUACUUCCCUUGAUAAUUAUCCAGGGGCUUGUGGAAAAAAUAAGUAUGUGUAUAUAUUAGAACAGAAUUUGGCAACUGUUAAAAUAAAAACUCAGAAUAUAGUUUUGUUGUAUGUGAUAUUUCCAUAAGGAAAGGUCCUCACACUAUGGUUUCAUGGUAGGCCUUGCACCAUUUCCAAGCUGUGAGAAAAUGCAUUAAUGUGAUAUUUGAUGAAAACAAGAAUGAUGUUAUCAUCACUUUAAUAUUUAGGUUUGCUUACUGGUCUGAGAAAUGGAGAAAUUUUCAAUAGCACAGGAGCUUGGCUUGUCCUGUGCUGAGGCCAAGCUGAGUAUGGUCACUGAGCCUGGGGAGCUCCCUGAUCCUUCAGUCCCAUGAAGCAGCUUGCUUUCAUCACAGGUAGCCUCCAGAGGCCAGAUGUGUGUUAUGAUAAGGGAGCUGCUUCUGGUCCCUCUGUCCUCAGUUGUCCUCCCCUUGUCAGCUCAUCCCUGUGCCCAGGAGGUGCCUGCAGCUGUGGCUGGCUCUGGAGCAGCUGGUCAGGAUGGGCAGAUUUCCUGAGCAAUUUUGUGCCAUUUGGACUGCUCAGAGCAUGCGAGAGAGCGUGGCUUGCCUUUCUCACUGAAAGCUGGAGUACAAUGAUCAGAGUGAGCUGUCAUGUCUCUGGAGAGCUGCCUGUGCUGUGUGAUAAAACAGCCCCCAGCACUCAAGGUAGGGCAGGAAUGGGCUGGAUGUGGUGCCUUUGAUGUCCAAUGUGUCCUGAAGCACUGAACCCUUGAUGCACUAGGUACUGCUGAUGUUUGGUAUCUGCAGGUAACAGAGCAUCUGUUGUUUGCCACAAUGGCUCAUGUGUGGCAAGGAAUAUCAGAAGUUGGUUCACUGAGGGCAGUUUGGGACCAGGACUGUUCCUUACCCUUUUCAGAUGUGGUGGCAUUACAGAAGCAGCAGGCUCUGCAAUAAAGGUAACACAUUUGUAUUGAAUCUCUGGAGCACUUGGGGUCUAGGUUAGUACAGUACAGCUGUGCCUGCACUGGGCAGGGCCCAAAUUCCAGUGUGCAGCUGGGAGUCCACUUAAAUUACAUGCAAAGCAUUUCAAUUUACUAAAGCAUCUUUGUUCAGUGGCUGUUAAUGUGUGUAUAUUACUAUAUAUAUGUAUAUUUAUAAACAUCAAUAUGCAUGUAUAUAGGUGCACACAUACACAUGCAAGCGCACUUGAAAUUGUGUCAUUUGAAUGAUAAAGCCCCUAGGGAUGCUCAGCUACUGAGAUUGCUGGACUGAGAAAAUGUCAUUUUCCAUUUUAAUUUGUUAUUAAAGGCAACUUUUUUCAGUAGGACUGAGGAGCUCCCGAAUAGUUCCGUUGUACUGGUUUUACCAUCUCAUUUUGGAGCUAAAUGGAGGGAAAGUAUUUAUAAUGUUGAUAAAAUAAACCUAAUUUUGUAAUUUAAUAGCAUCAAUUACUCUUAUUAUUUCAUGUUUCAAUGCUAGAGAUACCUUAUUUGUGUUAUUCAAGGCAUGAUGAUGUCAUACAUUUUUUACUUAUUAUAGCAUAGAAUCUAAGGCAAUGGACAGGGGCACCUUGCACUAGACCAGGCUGCUCAGAGCUCCAUCUAAGCUGACCUUGAACACUUCCAGGGCUGGGUCAACCACAACUUCUCUGGGCAUCCCUCAGUACUGUAAGAUGUGAGGCUGAGUUUUUGCUUGUGUAAAACAGGGGUCCAAGGCAAAUUUUGCCUGUUACAAAACUGGUUUCAGGCUCCAGUGGAUCUUUCACCAUUUCAUGUGGUGUCUGUGUUUUAGCACUUUAAGAUGUCUGUAGGUGUUUUUACUGAAAACCAAGGUGUUUUCACUCUUGUUUUUCUCCAGCAGCUGUAGAAUUGCUCAGUCCCAACUCAUGGUGCUGUAGCCUGGAUUCAGUCUACAUGAGAUGUCCCCUGCUCCAUGAGGACUGUCAUACAGACGGACCAGAGACAAAGAAAAUAGUACAAAAUUAAUGUUUUGUACCCACUGAUCUUCCCAGGUGUACUUGCUGAGCUGGUACGGUUGUGUAAGGAUAGAUGGAGCACAUAGUUUUUUUCUGGUGGUGUUGUGUGGCUGUGGGAAGAUUGUUUCACUGAUAUUUCAUGGCUCUUUGGCUCAUUUCUGUCUUUGCCUUUGCUGUAAAACAUAUGGUAGUGAAAUUUUCUGACACAAAUUCAUCUAGAAGUUGGCUGCUUCCCGUUCAGCCAUCCCAGAUGCCUUCUGUGGGAUUUGCUUAUGUGUUGACCCUUCCAGGAUGACCAAAGCAUGACAUGAUCUGUCUCUGGGGUAUGAAAUGGGAAAGAUACAUUGGUAGCCUCAAGUUUUCUGGGAGUUUAAUAGCACUCAAGAAAUGUAUGGGCAUGCUGGAAAUUUGAAUGCCUUGAAAAACUCCAAGGAAAUUCUGUCCUUGUACACUGUGUACUACAACAAAAAAAGCAGCUCCUUGUGCUGAUCCAUUUGAGGUGUCAUUUUCCUUUCCCCACUUUUUGCUUCUUUUGCACCAAACUAACGUCUAUGGAGAAGUAUUUUAUAAGACUUGUUUUUAAGAUUGCUAAAAGUAAUAUUUUUGACCUCCAUUUUACCUAAUCUUUUCCAUUCAUAAAAUAAUGUUUCCUCUUAUUUUCCUCAGUGAAUCUGAGUCAAAAUUACGGUGGGUUAUUAACUUCCUAAUUAGUCUAAAACAUCAAAUGUAUCUUUGGACAUUUCAGCUGUCCUGGAAACAGCUUAUAUUCCUGUGCCUUUCUGUAUGCAUGUGAAGCUAUAGGGAACAUUAUUAGAGUGCUCCUUGUGGUACUCAUCAUCUCAUUUUCCUUUCUUUGAAGAUAUAGGAAACAGUGUUAGAGUGCUCAUUGUGGUACUCAUCAUCUCAUUUUCUUUUCUUAGCAACUAUUUUUUUUUUAGCAGCCUUAAAUUCCAUGAUCUGCCUGCCAAAAUCUGCUGAUUGCAACAGCAACUCAGUGAUGUGCUGCAAGCUACUCCAGGUGGCCAUGGCAAGUGACCAUGGCUGCUUUUAGUGCAGGUUCUGCCAUGGCUUUGGACUUUUCUGGAGUGAGAUCCCCUGCAGGUACCAGAGCUCAGGAUUUCCCCUCCCUGGCUGUUCCCAGCACUGCUGCCCGUAGUGGUGCCCACAGAGGGUGAUGUUCUACCAUCCCCUGUAAAUGUGCACUGCAGCAACACCCCCUACCUUGGCCAAGGAAUUUCCUGGAGCCAUUUGUGCAAAAGUGGAAAAUUCCCUCCCUGGGGCCCUGAUCACACCAGUAAAUUCAUUACAUUUGACUUCAGUGAUUAGGCGGGCUUGGACCUGAAUAACCUUACUGUAUUCAGCCAUCAGAGUGCAUCUUGUCUCCUGCCUUAUUUAUAAGGUGCCACAUUCCAGUCUCAGCUGCAGUUUCUUGUUUCCCUGACUGAUUUAAAAAAAAA
Messenger RNA from Zonotrichia albicollis (white-throated sparrow), 8399 nucleotides. It is a transcript of the gene DGKI, whose product is annotated as diacylglycerol kinase iota. The record is from RefSeq and is a predicted model, not a curated record. Gene Ontology annotation, biological process: phospholipase C-activating G protein-coupled receptor signaling pathway. Gene Ontology annotation, molecular function: ATP-dependent diacylglycerol kinase activity; protein binding. NCBI's taxonomy places the organism in Eukaryota, Metazoa, Chordata, Aves, Passeriformes, Passerellidae. Gene Ontology annotation, cellular component: glutamatergic synapse; plasma membrane.